AUGUAUACAUCUUCCGUGCUUGCAUUGGCUUCAUUUGCCAUACCAAGCCUGGCAGCCUAUCAGCCAGUGUGGAAUUACAACGCGUCCAAUUUUUGGGACAAUUUCAACUUCAUCGAUAGCGCUGACAUCUUCACUCGUGGAUUCGCUCAAUAUGUGGGAAUCGAUGAGGCUCUUUCGUCCGGUCUAGCCAAGAUUAAUAACGGCAAGGUCCGGCUAGGUGUCGACUCGAAGAAUACAUACAGUGCUACAAGUUCAGGGCGCAAAAGCAUAAGACUCCAGAGUUGGGGUAAUUUUGAUAACGGUCUGCUUGUCGCAGACUUUGCCCAUGUUCCUGUGCAAGGGUGCGGCAUGUGGCCCGCUUUUUGGGUCUACCAGGGCGAACGACCUAUUACGCCUGGGGCCUAUUCCGAGAUUGACAUCCUCGAAAACGUCAAUGUGCACACAGCCAAUACCCACUCUUUCUACACUGCGGAGAAGUGCACUAUCGACAUACAGAAAGGCAAUCUAGUGCCCGAGAAGAGCACAAAUUGUCACUGGGAAUCAAAUGGCCCAUCCUCUCAAGGCUGUAGUUUUAAUGCAGAGGAUGGAACUUUCAACCAACCUUUCAAUGACCAGUACAAAGUCAUUGCACUGCAAGUUGAAAGUGAGCGCAUGAGAAUCUGGCAUUUCAAGAAGAACGAGGUGCCCGCUGACCUAAAUUCGGCGAACCCAAAUCCAGAUGCAUGGACCAAAACGCCGACUGUGCACAUUACGCCCAAGAGCUGUGACUUCCAUAAAGCUUUUCAGCGGUUCCAUAUCAUUAUCAACAUCACCUUCUGUGGCAGCUGGGCUGGCGAUGAUUUCAACAACACCAACUACGCUGGGCAGUGCGCAAAACGAACCGCCACAAAUGACUGCAAGUCUUGGGUCGGCAACCAUCCGAGCGAUUUCGCAAACACUUACUUUGAGUUCAACUCGAUCAAGCUGUUCCAACGGGCGUAG
Paraphaeosphaeria sporulosa is the source of this 981-nucleotide messenger RNA. RefSeq lists its product as uncharacterized. The coding region runs from base 1 to 981 and encodes 326 amino acids. The transcript is spliced from 4 exons. Gene Ontology annotation, biological process: glucan catabolic process. Gene Ontology annotation, molecular function: hydrolase activity, hydrolyzing O-glycosyl compounds. The record is from RefSeq and is a predicted model, not a curated record. NCBI's taxonomy places the organism in Eukaryota, Fungi, Ascomycota, Dothideomycetes, Pleosporales, Didymosphaeriaceae.